Molecule: messenger RNA, 2115 nt
Organism: Caenorhabditis bovis
Lineage: Eukaryota; Metazoa; Nematoda; Chromadorea; Rhabditida; Rhabditidae
Source: the annotation of a GenBank genome assembly
AUGAAUGUGGCCACCGGAAUGCCGGAAAUUGUUCAACUUCAGGAGGUCAUCGAUUCGAUGGAUGAUGGUGGCCGGCGGCCAGAAGCUGCACCACCGCCUCCACCACCACCACCACCACCGACACCACCACGAGCACAGCCACAACAACCACCGCAGGCCGGACAGAAUAAUGCAAAUAAUAACCCAAACAACACUAAUAACAAUAAUAAUAUCAAUCGGAAUAAUCGUGGCAAUGGGCAAAAUGGAAAUCAAUUCGGGACCGUUCGGGAUCGAUUAUUCUACGCGAUGCUCGUGAGAAUUGCGAUUCGCUAUAAUUCGAGGUUCAACUUGAACGUUCGCCGAGCAAUUGAAGCGUUCUCAUUAUGUGUGUCUCUCCUUCUCCUCAGUGCCUUACUAUUCAUUCAUUUGCGAUUCACACGUACCACAUCGACAUGUUUGAGCGCAAUCAAACCAAAUUGGAUUCGCGAAGGUGUGAUUCGGGUCGAAGUCGUCCACAAUUUGCAUAUGCUCGAGAAGCAAGAGGACUUCGUGAAAACCUAUGUGAAUAGACAAUCGCGAAAGUUCUGCUAUUUCAAUCCGGCCGACGUUUUUCGCCAAGGGCCCGUUUUUCACGAUAUUCGACGAACCAUCGCCGAGAGGGAUCUCAAGGCUGUCGAGCAAGUCAACGAUAAGAGUGCGUCCGAUAAGGGUCGCGGGCAUUCGAUGUGGUUCUUUCGAUCGCCAUUUGACUACUUCCACGUCCCAGCAUCUUCAUCAAGAAAAGAUUUGAUGGAGACCGUUGAGAAUCCGUAUGAGCGAGAAGCGUUGACCGCCUGGGAUCAGCACUUCAAGAGGCACCACCCAAAUGAAAAUGAGGAUUAUCGAUAUUUGUAUCGAGUUGAGUAUGCCUACCUGUAUGGAGUUUUGAGAUUGCCGCCGGCCUAUCGGGAUAAGCAUGGAAUUCGAACGUACUGGAUCAGGAUCGAUUCGAAGAAUGAGUGCUUCGGCGACGGCAUCACACGCUAUUUGAUGCAGACGAUCGGCUAUGAGGACGCGAUCGUUUCGAGCCUUCGCGCCCAAGCGCUCAAUUUUUCGAUAAACGGCGACACGAACAGUAUGGGCUAUUUGCACGAUCUCGACACUCAUGAGCAUUAUCAUUUUGUUGCCAACGUGCUCGGCAAAUCGAGCUACUUCACCGCCGCCAUUCUCAUGUUUGUAUUUACGUUUGCCAUUUCGAUGCUUUUGCGAUUCUCGCACCAUCAGAUAUUCAUGUUCAUUAUCGAUUUGUUGCACAUGUUCGAGCUUCAGCAGCCGCUUCAUUUCCCGGUCGCCCCAAUAUUCACGGUGAUACUCGCGUUGGUCGGAAUGGAGGCGAUCAUGUCGGAAGUGUUCAAUGACACCACCACCGCCUUUUAUGUGAUUCUCAUCGUCUGGAUCGCUGAUCAGUUUGACGCGAUUUGUUGUCAUUCGCCGAUUUCGAAACGAAUGUGGCUCAGAUUCUUCUACAUUUAUCAAUACUUCUUCUAUGCCUAUCAAUAUCGAUUCGGAGGACAGUAUGGAAAUUUGGCGUUGUGGACGUCGGCUUCUUUUAUAUUGCACUCGAUGAUCUACUUCUUCCAUCAUUUCGAAAUGCCGCUCAUUCUCUAUCAGGAUCGGGUGCAGCAAGUGCUCGCCGACAUCGAUGCGCCUCGGAACGCGAUGGGUACGGUGGAAGUGCAAACGAUUACGGUGGCUGUGCAUUCUCGACAGAAUCCGCAAGAGGCGCAAACGCCACCCCCACCGCCGCCAACACGACAACCACCAAUGGCGCAACCGCGUGUGAUUCCCGAAGCGUCUCAACAACGCCAAGGACCACUUCCGCCGGGACGCCAUAUCACCGUGUUGAAUCAGGACGUUGACGCGAUAAUUGAAUCAAUACCCAUUGAGGAUUAUGAUGAGGAGCGUAAUGAAAUUUUGCGUCGACAGCAGAUGAGCCCGUCGAGUGUUUUCGAUGCACGCGGACCAGUCUCGCCGCCGCAAAUUCCAGCCGAGCCAGCGCCGACAGAAGAAAGACGAGGGCUAACGCUUGUCGAAGAGGUGAUCGCGCAGCGAAUCAUUGAUCAAACAUUGGACGAGCUUUUCAAUUCGUCGGAAUAA